CAUCACUAACUUGAUUUUGUGGCGGGGUGGACCGUGGAGCUGUAAAUAGAGGAGUAAAAAAUGGCGUUGAUUAACCAACACGAUGAAGAAGAGAUGUUUGGGCUCAGAGAAGCAGAAGUUUUUUCAGCGCCCAACUCAGGGUCUGAAGAAGAUUAUGAUGAUGAUGUUCCAGAAGGAGAGAGAGCUUCAAAGCCAACAAAUCCUGAUGAUGCAGCUGACGCUAAUGCUGCCAAAGUAAUCAAACCUAAGCGGAUUGUCAAGAACCCCCAGCCAAAGUUUGAUGCUGCCAGAUUAUGUGGACCUCGGGGUAUUGGUGUGGUGCAGAAGUUCCUCUCCAACGCUCCUUACCGUGGCAAAGGCUAUGAAACUGAAGACCUUGGUAUUCUCCUGCAGAAGCUCAAGCACUGGGCUCAUAGAUUGUACCCUAAAUUGCCUUUCGCUGACACUAUUGCACAAAUUGAAAAACUUGGUAAUAAAAAACCAGUGCAAGUUAAUGUGAAGCGAUUGCGCAUGGACAUGUACGAAACUCCAAAAGAGGAUGCUGAGGCAGGUGAAGUUGUAGACGACGUUGAACGCGUCGGUGAUAAUUUGGUAACUGCUGAGGAUGACGAGCCCGACGUGUUUGACGAGCUACUGCGCCAGUCUGGUGCCUCUCUGUCUCUCCAAGAGAGAGUCGCCCAAAACAGUUCAAGUUCUCAGCCUUCUGUGCCGAUCUCUCAGCCCGUGACCCUGAGUGCUGAAGUCAGAGAGCGAAUUGAACGGAACAGACUACUUGCAUUAGAACGACAGCGUGCCAAAAUAGCCUCGGCUGAUACAAGUUCAUCAAGUUUUCUCGCCAAGACCACUUCAAAUGCUGGAUUGUCAUCUCCAAGUACCGUGUCUCUUGGCUCAGGAAAAAGAAAGCGAAAUAUCCAUGAUGAUUCUGAUGAUGAGGCAGUCCAGCCUACCCAGGAAGAGGUGAGGCGUCUUCGUAACAACCUCCUGAAUGCUGUUACAGCGUCUCAGAAUUGUUCAACAACUAACGUUGAGACAUCGCCAUCAGGCGACGGUUUUGAUGACGAAUUUGAUGCCAUGGAAAUAGAUGCUGCCCUGGAUGCCCUUGAAGAUGCUGAGCCAAAAGACAAUGGCAUGUCGAUUAAAACCUCAAAUGAGAAUGUGUCUUCCAAUGAAAGAAAUUCAUUAGCCAACGAGAAUAACCCUAUCACUGAUGUCAACUUGACUCCUUGUGCUCAUGGAAAUGGUGCUUCAUUUGACGAUGAUGUUGCCUUAUUGGGUACUAACAAUGCUUCUGUGGACUUGCAUUCAUCUAGCUGUUUGGAUUCAAAUAUUGAUAUAAAUCGUUCACAAGAACGCUCCGAGUCAGCAGCUGCUGAUUUAAAUUCCGAGAGUAGUGACUUGAUCUCUUCAGUAAGAAGUCAUGACACUGUGCUUGAUAAUUGUGAGCCAUCUGCUGCUGAAAAGCAGCUUUAUAAUACUCAGUCAUCUGAUGUAAUUUUAGGGGAUUCUGCUGCAUUUGUUGAUACCGACGAUGCCGACACAAACUUUUCAUCAGAAGUCAAUGACUUGGAAUCCUCAUUCAGCACACAGUCCAAUACACUUAAGCCACAUGCGACUACAAAUUCCCAAGCAAAUCCUCUGAAUGAUUCUCAGAAGUUGGAUGAUCCUGAGUCUACGAGCAACUCUUUACCAUCUACGGUUCUUCUUUCUGAGGCAUCUCUACCUGGAAGUAAUGUCGGUGAAGAAAAUCUUUCCUCCAAUGCAUCGGUUGCAGACAAUGAAUCUCAGCCAACGUCUGAAGACAUUCCCGAGUUGAUAGCGAGGGUACAUGACAGUGCAAUGGCUGAAAAUGUUAUUUCUGACGACUGUGACGUUUCUAGGUAAUUAAACAUAUGAUUACAAAAUGAUACGAUUGUUUUGGGAACAAUAUUGAGUGUUGAGAGAGCUGAUGGAAUGCAUCAUUUACUCAUGUUUCUCAUGUUCAAGAUCCUUGGCGUUGAUGAGCUUAUUUGGUUUCGUUUUAUAUUGAUUUGUGCGGAAUUUGAACUCUAAUAUCAUUGCAAUUAUUGUGUGGAUAACUGCGGGUAGUGGAAAUUAAUACAUCUGUAAGUUACCUGCUGGAAUAAAAAUCCUGUCUCAUCACAGGUUUUCUUGAGGUAUAAUUAUUAGUGUCUAUCCGUGUUUUUCCUUUGUAUAUCUACCUACUCCUACAGGCUGGUCAAUUAUUGUCCGAUCUAAUCACUGUGUGGUCAACUUGUAGGAGCUUUUCUUAAGUGUCCGAGUUUCUCACAUGUCGCAGGGCGAUGCUUCCUUGUCUUGGCAGCAAAGCAUCUAGGGAGACCUGGAGUUCUAACUAUUGCGUUGAAUCGAGUUGGUUGUCUAAAAAACUUGCUACAUUAUACUCGCUUGUGUCUAGAAACUCGCGGGUACGAUUUUUUAAUUUUUAUUCAUGUAAAUGGAGGUCGUUAUUAUAACUGCUCAGUGCUGU
Molecule: messenger RNA, 2485 nt
Organism: Hyalella azteca
Lineage: Eukaryota; Metazoa; Arthropoda; Malacostraca; Amphipoda; Hyalellidae
Exons: 6
Coding region: 61-1881 (606 amino acids)
Biological process (GO): replication fork arrest; DNA damage response; replication fork processing
Cellular component (GO): nucleus; replication fork protection complex
Molecular function (GO): DNA binding
Source: RefSeq, a predicted model, not a curated record